CAUUCGUAAUAAUCAUGGGCGAAGGCGGCGCCGCCGCGCAUCGACGGCACGUCCUGGAUGCAGUUCGACAAGCAGAGGCCGUUCUGAAAACCUCCACGGAAGACAAGUCCAAAGUGGAUGCCUUGGCUGAACUCCGACGCCUUGCCUUGCUCCCGGGGGGCUUUCGUACCAAUGACCUGCGCAAACGUGUGUGGCCUGUCUUAUUAGGAUACUCGUCUGACGAUAUCACGGAGUUCUACGCCACCCACCGCAUCAAGCUUCAGCAACCUCCGUAUGCCACCACAUCCCACCGCGACGACGGUCAAGUCCGCCUCGACGUGAAUCGGUCCAUGGGAGAAUCGAGAUGGGCCGACGUGGCGGGUCUCAAGCGCGGCAGCAAGCGCAAGGCUCUCUUCUCCCUUCUCCACGCCACCCUCUGUAUUUCCCCCGAUGCGCAUUACUUUCAAGGAUUUCACGACGUCGCGAGCAUCUUCUUGCUGACGGUGGGCAUGCCGCUGGCCGUCCCGCUCCUCACGCGCAUGAGCACGAGCUACAUGGCCGAGCCCAUGCGAUCGAACCUGGACACGGUGCUGCCGCUCUUUGGCCUGCUCUACCCGUUACUCGCCACCCAAGACCCCACGUUGGCCAAGCAUAUUGCUGGCUCCGUGGACCACGCGUACUUCGCCCUGCCUUGGGUGCUCACGUGGUUUGCCCAUCACGUGGACGCGUUGCAUGACGUGGCACGCUUAUACGACGUCUUUCUCAGCGCGCAUCCGAUUUUCCCCCUGUAUGUCGCUGCCACGUUGCUUUUGAAACAUCGCGACGCGAUCUUGGCGGUGGAACCGGACUUUGCCAUGUUGCACUCGACCCUGCAAUCUCUUGGCCAUGGCAUCAUGGACGACGUCGACGCCGUCCUCCAUGACGCGAACGACCUCUUGCAUAACGUUCCCCCACGCGAAGUCGAAGCUGCUGCAGGUGCAUCCUCGGUCCGUCGCCACUCCACGUACAUGGCGUAUCCAAUGCCACACCAGCGGCGUCUUGGCGUCGUCGACGAUGCAAGUCUGUCCAUCGAUGGCACAAGGUACGUUUGGAUGGUGUGGGUACAGUAGUUAUGUGCAAAGGUGUCAUGGGUCGUCUAUGAUGUAGGAGACUCGACUUGAUGCAGUAUGGCUUGGUCUGUGGAGUCGUGGUGGGGACUCUUGCAGUGGCAGCGGCGAUCAUCCCGUCGUUGCGAAAGCAAAGUCCGUAGCACCAAGUCAACAUUAGAGCUUCUUUUGUGUUGUAACUUAAAUACAGAUGAAUUAUUAAUCUUCCAUGUCGUAAUUCUCUUCGAAAUACAAGUAUUCGCGGCACACGGGGCAAUUCUUGUCGCGGUCGGUCCAUUCCAGCAGACACGACAGGUGAAAGUUGGUUCGGUUCAUGCCGCAGUUGCACAACGUUCGGAUGCGAGGGUUCCCGGCAUCGAAGGCGUCAAGACACAUGACGCAUUCUAGCUCGACGCCGUCGACCACUUCAGUAUUCGUCGAUGGGGCCUGCAGAGGCAGGUAUGCGUCAACGGACGAGAUCACAGCUGCCGACGUUUGAGGUGGCGGUGUACAACUGCUCUUGGGGGAUUCUUCAAAGUACGAUGUCGUCGUGUACGAGGAAGAUGUGUCUACGGCGCGGUUCGUGCGCUUCAUGACUGCAUUGUCGUCAGUGCUGCGGCGUGAGACUGGGGUAGUCGACUCCGCAUCGACAUCCACGACGCUGUGGUCUUUGAGCAACCCACGGGAUUCAUGCGGAGGUUCGUUGGGAGAUGACGCACCGUGGUCUGGUUGAGGAGAGUUGCGCCGACUCCGACUCGCUGAGAAGCUGUGGUCAAGGCACGAGCAAGUCUGGCCCAUGUCGGCGAGAAUUUGCGAACAACCAAUAUGGUGAACUG
Aphanomyces astaci is the source of this 1900-nucleotide messenger RNA. RefSeq lists its product as hypothetical. Bases 15 to 1088 code for a protein of 357 amino acids. The transcript is spliced from 5 exons. Gene Ontology annotation, biological process: endoplasmic reticulum to Golgi vesicle-mediated transport; positive regulation of GTPase activity. Lineage: Eukaryota; Oomycota; Saprolegniomycetes; Saprolegniales; Verrucalvaceae. The record is from RefSeq and is a predicted model, not a curated record. Gene Ontology annotation, cellular component: endoplasmic reticulum membrane. Gene Ontology annotation, molecular function: GTPase activator activity.